Messenger RNA from Anthostomella pinea, 573 nucleotides. The record is from the annotation of a GenBank genome assembly. NCBI's taxonomy places the organism in Eukaryota, Fungi, Ascomycota, Sordariomycetes, Xylariales, Xylariaceae.
AUGCCCCGUCUCGGCGGCUUCGUCGUGGCGCCACAGACGCAUAACGGCGAUGAAGUCAUGAUCACCGUCCAACGCCCCGUGAGAGAAAACCCCGAAACUCGAUGGGCCGAUACCCCCAAGGACCAUCUCAGAUCACUCUUCCGUCAAAACUCGGAGCGUUUCCCAUCCAUCGUCCGGAACGCCGUCCGUGAUAUUCCCAGUGACCAACUCCACAUUUGGCCCUUCUACCAAGUACCUCGUCUUGAGAGGUGGACGUCUGCCAAAACCCCGGGCGGCUUUGGACGAGUCACCGUUGCGUUUGAGGAUGUGUAUCUGUUUGGCCGUGUCUUAGGCCGGCUGCUCGCUUUGGGAGAUAGCGCGACCAACGAAAAGCUUCAGCGAGCCCUGUACCAGUGGCAAUCCUUCCGGCAGGCUCGCGUGGAUCAGGUGUUAGAGAUUAACAGACAGAUGGAUUUGAGGAGAAUGCCUGGCGUGGAGAAAGAAGAAGAGCUGAAAGAUAUGGGGGUCAUGUAUGAGCGGCUUUUCAGUGUCGAUUUGGAGAAGGAAGUAGAGGGAUGCUUGGAGGGCGUGUGA